Messenger RNA from Ipomoea nil (Japanese morning glory), 1851 nucleotides. Its product is annotated as xylulose kinase. Bases 79 to 1641 code for a protein of 520 amino acids. Gene Ontology annotation, biological process: xylulose metabolic process. NCBI's taxonomy places the organism in Eukaryota, Viridiplantae, Streptophyta, Magnoliopsida, Solanales, Convolvulaceae. The record is from RefSeq and is a predicted model, not a curated record. Gene Ontology annotation, cellular component: cytosol. The transcript is spliced from 9 exons. Gene Ontology annotation, molecular function: D-xylulokinase activity.
CUGGAUUGAUAACCCAAGCUCACCAGUUUUGUUUUGGCGGAUACUAUCAGAUUUUGUGGUCUGAGUGAGAUCAACUUGAUGAUAACAUGGAGACUUGGAGAGUUGGGAAUUCCCAGAAUUUCAACAAAUACUCAAAUUCUGUUCUUUACCUGCGAUCUCGAAAGGAGAAUGGGGAGUUCACUAUACAACCCCGUGUAUCCUUCGCUGCCGCUUCUGCCUUCUUCCCCAAAACGGGCCCCUUCUGGAAAAUCGAAUUCAAGCUUUUCGAACCUUCACAUUUCCGAUAAACCAAGGCCGAGAAGGGUUAUUUCCAUGAAUAGUAAGGUUGGUUCCGUGGUUGAUUCUCAAGCCGAAAAGCGGCUCUAUCUCGGCAUGGAUUUUGGUACUUCCGGAGCUCGCUUUGCACUGAUUGAUGACGAUGGAAAUAUGCGCGCCGAAGGAAAGAGAGAAUACCCUUUGUAUAUGAAGGAGGAAGCAGUGGAUUGGCUACGAUCUUGGAAAGAAACUCUCUUCUCACUUCUUGAAGAUGUGCCAGCUGGUCUUCGCCCUUAUGUUGCAUCUAUUUCUAUUGAUGGGACUUCUGCAACUACUGUCAUAUUAGACAGCACUACCGAAGAACCAUUAUCUAAAGCAUUCCUCUAUAAUGAGAGUUGUCCUGAUGCUUUGCCAACAGUGAAGUCUAUUGCCCCUCCGAACCAUACUGUCUGCUCUGGAUCUUCUACUCUUUGCAAACUUGUCUCUUGGUGGAACUCUUAUGAGUCUAGUAAGAAGUCUGCAGUUUUGUUGCAUCAUGCCGAUUGGUUGUUGUGGCUUCUACAUGGCAAGCUAGGAGUUUCUGACUACAACAAUGCAUUGAAGGUUGGCUAUGAUCCCGAAGCUGAGUCCUAUCCACGAUGGCUGCUUUCUCAACCAUAUUCUUAUCUUUUACCUUCUGUGCAAGCACCUGGAGAUUCAAUUGCUUUUAUAAAGGAGGAUAUUAAAAGACUUUAUGGGUUCCCCCAAGAUUGUGUUGCCUGCGCUGGAACCACUGAUAGUAUAGCAGCCUUCAUUGCAGCACGCGCUACCCAACCUGGAAAAGCAGUCACAUCUUUGGGUUCAACUCUUGCUAUUAAACUACUUAGCACUAAAAGGGUAGAAGAUGCUCGGUUUGGAGUGUAUAGCCAUAGACUCGACGAUAAAUGGCUCGUGGGAGGAGCUUCAAACACAGGCGGAGCUGUUCUAAGGAAACUCUUUACGGAUGAGCAGGUUGCGAAACUGAGCGAGCAGAUCAAUCCCUUAGAACCCUCCCCUCUCGACUACUAUCCCCUGCAAACAGUCGGUGAAAGAUUCCCCGUGGCAGAUCCAAAGCUCGAGCCUAGGCUACACCCACGUCCAGAGGACGAUGUCGCAUACUUGCAUGGCAUUCUUGAAUCCAUUGCUCGCAUCGAGGCAAAGGGGUACAACUUGUUGAAGGAGCUUGGAGCAACCCCUGUUGAAGAAGUACUUACGUCGGGUGGCGGCUCGAAGAAUGAAAAAUGGAUUGAGAUUAGAGAAAGGGUGCUGGGUAUACCUGUACGCAAGGCACUUCAAACUGAAGCUGCCUAUGGGGCUGCAUUGCUAGCAAUGAAGGGUGCACGUCAAACUAAGGUUGUUCUAACAUGACAAUAUAAAAUGGGUGGUGUUAGAGUGUUCGAGUAAUCCUAAAAUUAUAUUUUAGUUUGUCAAAGUGUACGAGAUUAAUCGUACUUGCAAUUGCCAGGUUGUAAUGCCUGUCCGACAACUACUUUUACGGUCACUGCCGGACUUGAAUGUAUAUGUUUCGGAAUCUUACAUUAAAGUGAAAGAAUUAUAUAUGUUCUUAUUAGGGUUGAA